Messenger RNA from Ooceraea biroi (clonal raider ant), 3424 nucleotides. RefSeq names its product spermine oxidase. The record is from RefSeq and is a predicted model, not a curated record. Gene Ontology annotation, molecular function: polyamine oxidase activity. Lineage: Eukaryota; Metazoa; Arthropoda; Insecta; Hymenoptera; Formicidae.
GGAUUUUUGUGCAGAUAAUAGAUAUAAUAACGCGUUUGCUUAAGUAACAAUUGGCAUCAAAAUUGAAAGAAUAUAAAUACGUGAUGUAUAAAACGUGAUCAAAUGUGAUGCAGUAUAAAACGAGAUCAAAUUUGAUUUGCAUAAUUUAACAUGUGAAAUUAAUUUCUUUCGGAUCAGAUUUAAGUUCAAGGUUUAAGAAGAUUGCAAUGUUGAUGUAUUUUGUUUAGAGCUGAGAUAAGGCUCUAUAAUCUCUUGCGAGCUAUUGAUUCGGCUAAACAGUUAUCAGUCCACUUGAUCCGUGCCAAUUGAACUCGUUUAAGAAUAAUUCAUGUUCACAGCUAACAUAACGUGCAUAUAUCACUUUCUGCGUCGGUGCAGCAAGCCGGCCGAAAGGUUAGGGAUGGUGAAGAAAGCAAAAAUUGUUAUUGUUGGAGCAGGUGCAGCUGGCAUUGCAGCUGCCUCAAAACUCUUACAAAAAGGAGUGAGUGACUUCGUGAUACUAGAAGCCAACAACAGGAUUGGUGGCAGAAUACACACUGUAAACUUUGGUGACAAUGUGGUGGAGCUCGGAGCCCAAUGGAUUCAUGGUCAAUCUGGAAAUGUGGUGUACAGUCUCGCUUCUAAAUACGAUAUACUGGGCACGUUUGACGUGAUGCUUGAUCCUAAUAGGCACACCUUUGUCACGAUCAACGGUGAAAUUAUACCCAAGAAGGAGAGUAACGAGAUUCUGAUGAUGUAUUUUAAUAUCAUGGAGGAAGCACGAGAGGAGCUCAAUGAAGAAAAAGGAUCCCUCGGAGAUUACGUGGAAAGAAAAUUUUAUGAGAUUUUUCAUGAGAAACCUUUCGCGAAUCGUGCUCGAGCUGCCGAAUAUUUAUCGUGGAUGGAAAAGAUGGAAAACUCUAUAGAAUGUAGUGACUCGUGGUUCGACGUUUCUGCGAAACGCCUGACGGAGUAUUGGAACUGCGAGGGUGAUCUCCUUUUAAAUUGGAAGGAACGUGGUUACAAAACACUCUUCGAUCUAUUACUGCAAAAAUUCCCGAAUGCAGAGGAAUGUUUGCCAGUGAUGGAGAAGAUAGAGUUCAAUAAAGUCGUGACGACCAUCGACUACAGUUCCGGCGAGAACGUUAUGGUGACUACUCGAGAUGGAUGCAAGUACUCCGCGUCACAUGUUAUAUUCACUGGAUCUCUAGGUGUCCUGAAAGAAAAGCAUUCCACGAUGUUUGUACCACCGUUGCCGGCGAAAAAGCAACGCGCUAUAGAGGGAUUAAAUAUUGGAACAGCAGACAAAGUUUAUCUUGAAUUUUCGCACGCAUGGUGGCCACAAGAUAUCGUCAGUUUUAAUUUUAUCUGGUCAGAAGAAGAUAAGAAGGAUUUCUUGCAUACCUAUGGUCAAAAAAACGAAUGGCUUUGCGACGUAUUUUCCUUUUUCACUGUAGCUUACCAGCCAAAUCUUUUAUGCGCCUGGAUUGUUGGGAAAAGUGCAAGAAAGAUGGAAAGCUUAUCGGACGUUGAGGUCUUUGAUGGAUUGUACUUAUUAUUGAAAAGAUCAUUAGAAAAAGAAUACGACAUAGAGAAACCGAAGAGAAUAUUGAGGUCUAACUGGUACACCGAUGAACAUUUUCGGGGCUCGUAUAGCUUUCUCAGCACAGUUUCCGAACAAAUGGAUGUAAAACCGAAAGAUCUGGCUGAGCCAAUCGUAAACAGAGAUAAACCUGUAAUCCUCUUCGCCGGAGAAGCUACGCACGAUCAUUAUUAUUCUACUGUGCACGGCGCGGUGGAAACUGGUUUCCGCGAAGCGGAUCGAAUAGUCGACUUUGAAAGGCAAACUGCCUUCGGAUUACGCAGAACACGCGGUCACUUAGACCAACUCGUUAACAACUUCAACGAAGCGAUGCGGAUAGAAAUUGAUGCGUGUGCGAGAAGAACGGAAAGAACGGGAGUCGUGAUAAUAGGCGCAGGAAUCGCGGGCCUAGCAGCGGCGAAAACUCUACAAGAUGCGGGAUUCACGGAUUAUCUCCUGCUCGAGGCUCAGGACAUAGUCGGAGGUAGAAUUCACUCUGUUCCUUGGGAUAAUGGUUGGAUAGAUUGCGGAGCGCAGUUCUUGCACGGUGACAAGAGCAGGCUGGCAGAAUACUGCCUCAACAACAAUUUACUAUCGAAUAUUCAAGGCACGGACGGCGAGGGAAUUUUCUUACGUGACGACGGGGCAAUAAUGUGCGACAGUUUGGUUCGCGAGAUCGACGAUCUCGUGCGAACGGUCUCGGACGAUAUCUGCGAAUCUCCAAGAAGCUUAAAAGAACAUGAGAAUAUUGGCUCCGUCAUGCGGAGCCGAUUCGAGCAAUACUUACGCGAAAGAGAUGAUUCCUCAAUCGACAGAGGGAUGAAGAAGGAAAUUUUCGAUUGGAACAUGCGCUUUCUCCUGGUAGAUAAUUGCUGCCACUCGGUAGACGAUUUAUCAGCAACACUGUGGGGAAAAUUUAAGUACGUCGGUGGACCGGAGCAUAUGCUGUUCAAAUCCGGUUACAGUUCCUUGACGAGUCUUCUCGUUGACAAUCUGAACGAGCGAAACGUGCGACUGGCCACCCCCGUGGAGACCGUUCACUGGCGGAAUUUCGUCGACUCGCAGAAAAAUCAUCCGGUUACCGUGACGACUUCCGAGGGGACACGGAUUCUCGCUGAUGCCGUCAUCGUCACCUGCUCGCUCGGCUACUUGAAGGAGAACUAUCGGAAGAUGUUCCAACCAUCCUUACCGAGACAUCUGAACGACGCCAUCGAGAAUCUCGGCUUCGGCACUAUUAACAAGAUCUUUCUGGACUUUGGUGAACCCUGGUGGCAAACUGGCGUGAAAGGUUUUCAGCUGCUCUGGCGCGAGGACGCCAAUCACCGGUGCUUGCCGGAGUGGACCAAGGACCUCACGGGAUUCGACGUUCUGCCAACCCAACCGGCCACUCUGAUAGUGUGGGUUGGCGGACGAGGAGCGUGCAUUAUCGAGAGUUUGUCGGAGCAGACGGUCGCAGAGGAUUGCGUGAAUCUAUUGUCGCAUUACCUACCGCGUUACGACAUUCCGCCGGUGAAAAAAUGCGUCAGAACUAAAUGGAACGGGCAUGAAUACGUGAAGGGCGGCUACAGUCAUAUCACGAAGAGCUGCGAGGCAGGCAACAUCUCGCCCAGAACAUUGGCCGAGCCGGUUUGGGCGACGACAUUACGGAACGAUGUGAAGAAGAAUGUACCAGUCAUACUGUUUGCUGGCGAAGCCACGCACGACAACUUCUACUCGACGACCCACGGAGCUUACGAGACGGGGAUACGUCAAGCUGAAAUGUUCUUGGAAUACCAUGCAAGUACCGUGCAGAUACAAUAAAUAUAUCGACAUGUAAAUAUGUAAAUAUAUUAGUACAAUAAAAUGUUCUUAAUAUCACAGUGA